Molecule: messenger RNA, 3829 nt
Organism: Cynara cardunculus var. scolymus (artichoke)
Lineage: Eukaryota; Viridiplantae; Streptophyta; Magnoliopsida; Asterales; Asteraceae
Product: pentatricopeptide repeat-containing protein At5g57250, mitochondrial
Exons: 3
Coding region: 1-3168 (1055 amino acids)
Molecular function (GO): protein binding
Source: RefSeq, a predicted model, not a curated record
AUGAUUCUCUCUAAGCUUCCCAAAUCCAAACGAUUCUCUACUCUCAUAUCUUCUUCUUCUUCUCGUCGCAACCAUCUAUCAUCUCUAUCUGUCGCAAACCUUUUGAAAGCUGGUUUCAAUCCAACUCUCAGAAACUAUAACAAUUUCCUUGUUCAACUCUUUAAAACCAAAAAAAUUCGGUUCAUUACAGACUUCAUAUCUCAAUUGCACUCGAACCAAAUCGAAGGAGAUUGCAUCACACACUCAGUCUUCACAAGGGCUCUUCUCAAACAACACAAUUAUGAAAGGGCAGUUGAAUUUAUCAAUACCCAGAUAGGAAAAACCCCAAACAUUCUACAAAAUCGGAUUUUGGAUGCGUUAAUCCAAGGAUUAUGUGUCAAUGCGCAAGACCCAGAAAGGGGGUUUUUGGUUUUGCAAGAUUACUUGAACAUUGAUGGUAUUUUUCCGUCUUCUUUUACGUUUUGUGCAUUAAUUAGUUCUUUUAGUCGGCAAGGUAAGAUGGACAGAGCAAUUGAAGUUUUGGAAGUGAUGGCUGAUGAGAAAUUUAAAUACCCUUUUGAUAAUUUUGUGUUUAGUUCUGUUAUUUCUGGGUUUGUUAAUAUUGGGAAGCCUGAGCUUGCUGUAGGGUUUUAUGAAAAUGCUGCAAAAUCUGCUGCUUUACAGAUGAAUAUUGUCACAUAUACAUGUCUUUUGAGUGCUUAUUGUAGAUUGGAAAGAUUUGAAGAGGUUUCUGAUUUAGUUAGUAGGAUUGAGAAGGAUGGAUUAACAUUUGAUGUUGUGUUUUAUGGUAGUAUUGUUUAUGAGUAUUUUAGGGUAGGAAUUAUAAUGGAGGCUUUUGAAAAGCAUAAAGAGAUGGUUGAGAGGAAGAUAGAACCAGAUACUAUUAGUUAUACAAUACUUAUAGAUGGGUUUUCUAAGGAAGGACUUGUGGAGAAGGCGGUGGGGUUUCUACAUAGAAUGAGAAAGGAAGGAAUUAAGCCAAAUUUGAUUACUUAUACGUCCGUCAUGUUGGGAUUUUGCAAGAAAGGUAAGUUAGAGGAAGCUCUUACAAUCUUCAGGAUGGUAGAGGAUUUGGGAAUGGAAGUGGAUGAGUUUGUGUAUGCUACCUUAAUUGAUGGUUUCUGUAGGAUUCGUGAUUUUGAUGGUGUCUUUCGUUUGCUUGACGAAAUGAAGGAACAUGGUGUUCAUCCAAGUGUUGUUACAUAUAACACGAUAAUCAACGGGUUGUGUAAAUCCGGGAGGACAGCUGAGGCAUACGAGAUUUCAAUAGGUAUUCGUGGAGAUGUUGUUACUUAUAGCACACUUUUACAUGGGUAUAUCAGAGAAAAAGAUUCCAUGGGGUUGUUGAUGACAAAAAGGAGACUAGAAGAAGCUGGAGUUUCUAUGGAUGUUGUUAUGUGCAACGUACUUAUCAAAGCACUAUUUUUGGUAGGGUCAUUCGAAGAUGCAUAUGUCAUCUACAAAGGAAUGGUAGAGAUGGGUUUGACUGCAAAUCAUGCUACUUAUUAUACUUUGAUUGAUGGGUACUGUAAAUGUGGUCGAAUUGAGGAGGCACUUGAAAUAUUUGAUGAGCUUAGAAGGACAUCACUGACUUCAGUAGAAAGUUACAAUUGCAUCAUCAAUGGCCUCUGCAAGCAGAACAUGAUUGAUAUGGCCAUUCAAGUUUUUAUAGAGCUUCAUGGAAGAGGUAUGCCUCUAGAUCUAGGUAUUUAUCGAAAUUUAUUACAGUCAAUAUUAAGAGCGACAGGCCCGGAUGGGAUUUUGAAUUUUAUUCAAAAAAUCGAGAAAUUGGAGCCUGAAGUUUUUCAUACGCUAUGCAACAAUGCUCUUUGUUUCUUGUGUGAUGGAGGCUUUUCUGAAUAUGCUAGUGACUUAUACACAUUCAUGAGAAGGAAUGGAUUUGUUUUGACCACAAUUUCUUAUUAUUCACUCGUGGAAUUGCUUCUUAAGGAUCCGAAAAUGCGUUUUCCCGAGAUUUGUUUAAGUGACUUUGUGAAAGAAAUUGGAAUCUUUGAGCCUAGAGUAAGCAAGAUCAUUCUGCAUUACUUGUGUAUGAAAGAUGUAAGCCUCGCCGUCAAAUUUCUCAAAUCAAGAAAUUCUAAAACACAAAGUCUUACUUUUCCAGUCUCCAUUCUUAAGACUCUAAUAAAGAACGGCAGGGCUGAGGAUGCUUUUAAACUUUUGAUGGGAGCAAAAGAAAGAUUACCCUUCAUGGAUGUUGUUGAUUACACCAUUGUUGUAGAUGGCCUUUGCAAAGAGGGACAUAUCGGAAAAGCUUUGGAUGUAUGCACUUUAGCCAAGAAUUACGGAAUUACCCUCAACACCAUCACUUAUAAUUCAGUCAUUUAUGGCUUGUGCCACCAAGGAUGUUUUGUGAAAGCAUUUAGGCUAUUUGAUUCAUUAGAAAAGAUUGAUGUGAUUCCUUCGGAGAUCACAUAUGCUACACUUAUUGACGCUUUGUGCAAAGAAGGCUAUUUGCUUGAUGCUGAGAAACUUCUAGAAAGAAUGAUUAUGCAGGGUUUGAAGCCAAAUAUUCGUGUUCACAACUCAUUAAUCAAUGGGUAUAGUAAGCUUGGCAGGUUGCCAGAAGUAUUGAAGCUUGUUGCUGAUUUGGAUGAAAAAGGCGUCAAAGCUGAUGAAUUUACAGCUAGCACUGUAAUCAAGUGUUUUUGUCGAAAUGGUAAUAUGGAAGGGGCUCUUGAUUACUAUUUUGAUUCUAGAAUGAAGGGAUUAUUGCCAGAUUUAUUGGGGUUCUUUUAUUUGAUAAGAGGGUUGUGUUCUAAGGGAAGAAUGGAAGAAUCUAGAAGCAUUUUAAGGGAUAUGCUUCAAACUGAAACCAUUGUCAAAUUGCUAAAGAAGGUUGAUACAGGGGCUGAAACAGAGUCUGUGGACCAUUUUCUUGUUUCUUUAUGUGAUCAGGGAAGUAUUCAAGAAGCCGUUAUGAUUCUUGAUGAAAUUGUACAUAUGUUUUUUCCUCUUGGAAAGAAGGUUGACAAUGGGGAGUUUCGGGUUGCUGUAUUUGAGCCACUGAUUUUAGGUCAUGAAGAUGAUGUGGUACAUGAUGAUUUUGAGGCUUAUUAUGACCUACUUGCUUCACUCUGUUCAAAAGGGGAGCUAAAGAAGGCGAAUAGAAUUGCAAAGUUGCUUGCUGGUUUUGAUGGAGGAUGAUUGACCCACAAAUAUCAUUUCCUUCAUGUCUGUGGUACCUGCAGCUUUGUUUCAGAUUCAUAGUGCAUGGAGUCUAUGAUUCAACGGAGUUGCUUUUGCUUCAGCAUACGCUCCAAAUGGUGAAUAGACUAUUUUACCCCCUCCAUGUAAAGACUGAUUUUCAAGACUCGGCCCAUACAAAGCUGUUGGAAUGGGACCUUACCGUCAUUCCAGUCUACCAACUUUUACAGGGAGAUGAUUUGGUUGUCAGUGCCAUCAAAACUCGAUCUAGGGUCAAUAUACUAUGGAGGCACCAAGAAUGAUGGGAUCGGAAAUUUGGAAUCUUCGAUGUAAGUUGUGGGCUUCGCAAGAUCAUAUUCACGGAUGGAAACUUGCAACGAACAUUGAAUUUGUAAAACCGUAAGUUUCCAAGUCUUUUUAGUCAAUAAUUGCUAUAGAGGCCAAUGGUGACGAUGCUAAACUCCCAAGGUGGAGAUGGGUCAUCGGUAACUUCAAGCACAACGAAAUCCAUGCAUCUUUGUAUCUAUAUAUAAUAACAUUUGGAUAUAUGUCCUCGAUUUCAUAUUCCGGAGGUGUCUAAUUCAUCUUUUAUGCGAGUAUCUUGUUUUAUUGAGUAUCGAAUGUCGUUGAGUACUGAAAUUUCUGCUUUAUGCAAAAGAAA